UUACUGAAAGCUCACCAUGGCUUUGGAAUAGGAUUUGUCAAACCCAAACCCUGUCAUCAUCAGAUGGAAGUGGAAACUCACAACCUGUUGACAAUACUGUCUGUUGCUGUUGCCGAUUCUGAGGACCAAACUCUCGGAAGCAAAUAGGACUUGUAUAAGCCCAAUAGAUAUAAAUAACAACAGAUCUUACUAGGAAUUUGUAUAUGUCCUGAAAAUAAGCUUAACGGUCGAAACAGAACAAAUCUCUCUGUUUCUUUCUUCUUCUUCCGCUAACUAAAUUUUGUGGUUUUCAGGAUUUUUACUCUUCCUUUUGAUCAAAAACAAGAACAAAGAUUCAAGCUUUCUUAUCUUUUCACACCAAAAAAACCUAGAAAUCUCAAUCUGAUCUGUUGUGUAAUUCAAAAUUUCAUAUUUUGAUCGUUGGUUUUAAAAAAAGUUUCAAUCUUUUUUUUUUUUUUUUCGGGGCGACCGAGAAAGAGAGAGAGAGAGAGAGAGAUGGACUCACCGCCGGUGAUCGGAGAUUCAUUGACGGCGAGGAUGAUUCCGAGACACUCAUCUCUGGAUUCAUUCGGAGCAAUGAAAGUCUCAUUAUUGGUAAAUCUCGCGAGCAUAAGAGUCUCAAAAGAAGAGCUUCGUCAAAGAGUUAUGCUUCCUAAAUAUCUCCGCCUCGCUAUCCUCGAUUGUAUCCUCCGUAAAGACGAUUCCCCCUCACCCGCCGCUUCCUCCUCCUCCGUAGCACCACCGUCAGAGGAUCUCACCCCUGAAGUUCCUCUCAUGGUCUUCGUUAACCCUAAAAGUGGUGGUCGUCAAGGUCCUAUCAUUAAAGAACGUCUCCAGAAUCUUAUCGGCGAAGAACAGGUGUUUGAUUUAACGGAAGUGAAGCCUAACGAGUUUAUUCGAUAUGGAUUGGGUUGCUUAGAGGCAUUUGCUUCUCGAGGAGACGAAUGUGCUAAAGAUAUACGUGAAAAGAUGAGAAUUGUGGUUGCAGGUGGAGAUGGAACCGUUGGUUGGGUUCUAGGUUGUCUUGGUGAACUCAAUUUACAAAACCGGCAACCUGUUCCUCCGGUUUCUAUAAUGCCACUAGGAACCGGAAACGAUCUCUCUAGAAGCUUUGGAUGGGGAGGUUCGUUCCCAUUUGCGUGGAAGUCUGCGAUAAAACGAACGCUUCAUAGGGCAAGUAUUGCUCCCGUAAGCCGUCUAGAUAGUUGGAAUAUUUUGAUUACAAUGCCUUCUGGUGAAAUUGUGGAUCCUCCUUAUUCUUUAAAGUCUACAAAAGAAUGUUACGUUGACCAGAGUUUUGAGAUAGAAGGAGAGAUGCCUCCAUCAACGAAUGGCUAUGAAGGAGUCUUCUAUAAUUACUUUAGUAUAGGUAUGGAUGCUCAAGUGGCUUACGGUUUUCACCAUUUGCGCAAUGAAAAGCCUUACCUUGCGAAUGGCCCUAUCGCCAAUAAGAUUAUAUAUUCGGGAUAUGGUUGCUCUCAGGGUUGGUUCCUCACGCACUGCAUAAACGACCCGGGUUUAAGGGGUCUCAAGAACAUUAUGACAUUGCAUAUAAAAAAGAUGGACUCAUCCGAGUGGGAGAAAGUACCAGUUCCCAAAAGUAUAAGAGCAGUUGUUGCAUUGAAUCUACAUAGCUAUGGAAGUGGAAGAAACCCUUGGGGAAAUCUCAAACAAGAUUAUCUUGAAAAGAGAGGCUUUGUGGAAGCAUCAGCCGAUGAUGGGUUGCUUGAGAUCUUUGGGUUAAAGCAAGGAUGGCAUGCUUCCUUCGUUAUGGUUGAACUCAUCUCUGCCAAACACAUUGCACAGGCGGCUGCGAUACGGCUAGAGAUAAGAGGAGGAGAAUGGAAAGAUGCGUUUAUGCAAAUGGAUGGAGAGCCAUGGAAGCAACCUAUGACCAGAGACUACUCUACCUUUGUUGACAUCAAGAGAGUCCCUCACCAGUCUUUGGUCGUCAAAGGAGAUUGACUAUAUUAACCAUCUUGACCUUGUUACAUUAAAUUGACCUCUUCUUAUUUUAUUACAGUAAAACCUCUAUAAAUUAAUAAGAUUG
This is a messenger RNA of Camelina sativa (false flax), 2050 nucleotides long. RefSeq names its product diacylglycerol kinase 4. Gene Ontology annotation, biological process: phospholipase C-activating G protein-coupled receptor signaling pathway. Gene Ontology annotation, molecular function: ATP-dependent diacylglycerol kinase activity. The record is from RefSeq and is a predicted model, not a curated record. Gene Ontology annotation, cellular component: membrane. Lineage: Eukaryota; Viridiplantae; Streptophyta; Magnoliopsida; Brassicales; Brassicaceae.